UGACUGGUGGAUUUUUUUACGCCGAAGAAUAUGGCGUCAGCAAAAAGUACGCAGCUGAUUGGCGCUCUUUGCAACGCCGAUAUACUUAAGUACUGCUGCUAGUUGCGCCGGAUGGCGACCUUGUCCCGGAACAUCAUGCUCUCCAUAUCAAUACCAGGCCAACCAAAUUAUAUCCUUCCGGAGCUCAUCACGACUGCAUUGGCAGCAACAUCCGGGCGGGCGGAGAUGUUUCUGACGAUCCCGACGCGGGGGAUAUGCGACCCCUUGCAGGACAACAGAAGGGGGGUCACAUCCUGAUCUCAAGGUUUCGGGCACGACCCAAGAAGAUGACCACAGAAGAUGAUUCCGGAGGACGGUUUUGUUGAUGAAGCGCUCGUGCACAUUAUCCUAUGUAAAACCGUCCCCACCCAAAAGUUGUAAUGCAAAUCUGCAUGCUGAAAAUGUUUCUCAUGCGGAGCCCCAUGGUAGCCAUUUUCAAAUGCUAUCUGGUAGUUUGUCAUGCUGGAAUCACGAUAAGGUAGCCAAUUUGUCAUGCCGCUGCACCAGCUAAACAGGAUUACACUACGAACCCGAUAAACUUGUCAUGCUUGACAGCCAAAACUUGGGGAUUUGUGUUGCAGAUUUGACAGCUUGACUAUACAGAGGGUGGGGACGUUUUUACUCAGGAUACACAUCGCUUGCGAGCAGAACAUUUUCCCCACUACCUCGCCGAAAACCAAGAGGAAACGCUUCCUGAAGGUGCAUGAAACCUUCAUGCAAAUCUAUGAAGAGGCAGAAGGUACAGGGCCUGGAAGAAGUGCUUCUGCAGUGUCUUUUUGCUUGACAGUAGUUCGUUGCGUCUUCAAGUACAGAAGAAGUGCCAAUGAUGAAUGUCAACGUUGUACAUGUUGAGGACAACUAAUACAGUCGCUUUUGUCGUGUGCAUGUUGAGUAUACUAGUCUACUCAACAUCUUGUCUCAUGCUUUUCAAGCGCUCAUCAUCUAAAUCUUUCUCACAACUACAGGUGACAGCAGCCAAAUCAACAGCGUGCGAGAGACGUACAGUGCGAGUUUAUCGAAAGGGAAAUCCGUCGGGGGCACACCGCUUCUUCACACCGAAAAUUUAUUGCUUCGCUAUCAUUAGUAUCUAUGCAGAAUCAGUAGCACUAGCUGUGCAUGAUGCCGCCUAUGAGGGACUGCUGGGAGGUAUGUUUUGACACGCCAAAAGAAUGUACUGUGAGUCCAGAGGUGAUAAGGAAGUAGCAGGAGGUAAAUUAAUAAAUCGUAUAUUCUCGCGGUCGCGGUCGUGGUGCGGAUGUAGUCGCUCGCAUUUUUCCCUUGCAGACUCUGCACUGCAAAAGCGGUGGGAGCAGCUCCAGGUUAUUACCAAGACGGUGCCGGACCAGUUUGUCUGUAUUGGUACGAUCCCAGUUGUGACAUCGGCGACCACGGCCUCCGUCGCUGCGGCAGGCUCUUCCUCGACUUCUGCCUCUUCCCCGGUGGUCAGCAGCCCCAUCAUUCGCGUCACCACGCCGCCGUUCUACAGCACGAGGAAUAACAAUUUGAACCCGCAAAAUAGUUUUGGCACGACCUCUACCUCGACCUCCAGUCGGGCGCCGAGCGCAGCGGCUGCGUCCUCGUCCACCUCGCCCCGGAAAAAUUCACCACCGGAACAAGGGGGCCGUGUGCGUUUGGGAGCAGGCUCACCAACUUUUCCAAACGCGGCAGUUGCACCAGCAGGAGGACCAGCAGCCGCAAAUAUGACCGCGAAGGAGCAGUACAGCUCGACGGGAGCGGCCCGCGCCAGGGUGGAGCGCGAAGUGCACGCGGUGGGAUGCAGUGGGGGAGGUGGGAGCAGUGGCAGCAGCAGCUCUUCAAGUUCUACUACUACAGCUGGUGGCAAGAAAUACAACACCAAUAAUUAUCCACCGAACAAACCACCACCGCUCGUUGCCAACAAGGGUGCGGAACCCAUGACGCAGGCGGAAUUCCUGGACGCGAAUGCGUACGAUAUAACUCCUGCUCUUGGUUCAGCUAGGUCCUCAAAUCCCUCAUCUUCGAAAGAGAUAGUACACAGAUGUACUAGCCCGUCAUCCAGCACGACAACGAGAGGACUCGACACAUCAUCAUCAUCGGCGGCAAGUUCUUCCAGCAGCAGCUCUAGCUCAUCCAGUGCUCCUGCGGGCGAGGGAGAAAAUAUUACAGAGUCAAAAAAAGGAACAUCAUCUUCUUCAUCUUCACCCGGAGGUCGUCGGGAAGAUGCGUCAACCAUCCCAAGGACACCGCCCACGCCCCCGUUGCCUGAAACAAAUAUUAAACUAUCGCACCUUGCAAAUAAUAAUAUUAACCGAGAUCAUCGAGACAAGGCACUGCACCAGCAGUCGGCGCAACAGCUAGGGACCACCACGACGAGCAAGAUCUUGACCAGAAACAAAACGCGGCGACGCAGAAAAUCUUCCGCGGCAAGAACACAGCUGCUGCAGCAAAACCCGGGAAGUCAUCUGAGCUCCCUGAACAGUUCCGCAGUGCUGGAAAGCUCGGACGAGGACGGAGAGAUAAAGCCGCUGGACAUGUCCGAAGUGAAAGCUAGCAUCGGAAGGGCCAUGAGACACAAACAGGGCAUAGUUGGGGGUUCCUACGGGACAAGCAGUUCGCCCGAGGACGGGGAUGAUGUACUGACUUUUGAACGUCUGUUUCAUCCGUGUUGCAAAAUAGAACGCACGUAUUCGUAUGAAUGUAGGUUUUGGCUUUGAUGUUGUAACUAAUGGACUGCACGAGGGGAAAUUGGCAUGAUGGAAUUUGGAUUUUUUGCAUGUAAAAAAAAAACAAACUCUAAAAAACUCAGGGCGACGGGGGCGUCUACAACCACCCUCACGGUGGGGGCCACAGUUCCGUCGGGAGUGAGGACGCGGGAUACACGAGAGAGGCUGAAUCUCCGGACCAUUUCAACAGUAGCUCCUCGUCGUCCGCUUCCGGCUCAGAAAGUGUCGACCAAAGAAAACCCGUCUUGUUCCGCCCGCUGGCGCGAGGAGGGAACAAGUCGCCGGCUUCUGCAGCUGGUGGACCUCCACUUCCAGGGGGGAUGGGCACAGCGAACAAACGGGUGAACAAUAAACAGGUGAAGCCGUGUAGAAAUGUUGUCCUCUCGACGUAACCUAAAUUGUGUGGGUACUCAUGAAUGAGGUAUGAUCUUCAAAUAAAUGAUAUGCGUUCAUCUACUUGUGACGCGAGCGCGGAAAAGGAGAUGCACAUAUCUUGCAUGAAGAACAAGAAGUGCACAGUAUGAUUACACAGACCUUCUCGCCUACCCCUUCUCUCUCUGCACCCAAAACAGGCCGCUACGACGCUCCGCGAGGUUUCGGUCACGACCGUGAAGCCGCAGAAGAGAGCGUCUCUUUCCACCUCAGACGCAACAGACACCAGCUACGGUGUCUACCCGGGGCCCUCCCCCGGCGUCGCGUCUUUCCGGACCGGUUGCAAUUCGGGUCAUUAUCUCGGUGGUAAAUCUUCCCAAGUGUCUGUGUCAUCCUAUGGCGUUCUCAAACGUUACAUUCUCAAGUGUUACAUGAAUUUGUGAUGCAAGAAUGGCAAAAGUCAAAGCAGGGAGGUUGCACCUGUAGCAUUACAAACUCCGCACAGAUUUAGGCGCUGUUUAGCCUUUCCAGAUUUGUCAUGCGAAGUAGCUUCACCCUGUGGAUGUUGAUCCUCAUUUUGCAUGACAAAUUCAUGUAACAGCUGAGAAUGUAACAGUUGAGAACGCCAUACAUCCCGUCGCAGCCAGGCCAGCUCGAGCUUUGUGACUGUGGCAUCGCCUGGUGGUGAGAAUUCCUCCUCUCCGCUGCUGAGAACGGCAGGACCUGGUCUUGAUGGGAGCAGAAGUAGCGGUGUACUUUCAGAAGUCACGAGGAGUGAAAAUGAUAACGGUGGGACCACAACGACAAAGAACGACGCCGCACUUCUAAGGCCCUCUGGUACUUCUAGUGCCUGCUCGUCAAAGCCGCCGAGACUAACUGGCCGCGAGUCGAUCGAGAGCAUGAGCUCUUGCCUCUCGAGGGACGAAGAGAUGGACGGGAACGACGAAGACGGGGUGGAGCGGGCUAGUGUAGUAGACAUCACCGGAAGUGCUAAAGCUAAUGCAGCGGCGGACGAUCAUGUUGAACUCGACGCCGACCACUCUGGGGUCACUGGAUGUAAAAAUACACCAACUACCUCAGGCCCUGGCGGUAAUACAACUACAUCGUUGCAGGUGCAGCAGAGCCCAGCCGCCGGUAGUUCAAUAUCAUCUUCGGCUAGUACUAGAAGUGCACAACUUCCAGGUCGCCCGCCCACGCUGCCAACGAAGAAGAACUCCUCAGCGGCAACAAAAUCCGCUCCCUCUGCAAAACUCAGGACGUCAGAGUCUGCAACUUCAGGCACGCAAGAUGAUGAACAUCAAGUCUCUCCUAUUUUAUCCGGAGGAGGUUGCACUAGUAGUGCGAGCAAUUCUACCUGUUCCGUUCCGUCCCCUACAGGAGCCACUGCUUCGAAGCAGCACCAGCAGCAGUUUCGAAAACAAAACGUCCCGACUUUCACUGCACCUGCAGCCGGCGCACGACCCGCCGCGAGCUUGACGAGCUCGCUGCUUUCUCAUGCCGCAAGCAGCAGUGCAAGUAUGAGCGCCGGGACCACAGCCGCUGGAAAUAAAAUAGAUUUGGUAAAUACGCAGCCGGUAAUGUUUCCAGGAACAACAGCCGGUAAUAGUAAAUUAUCCGGUGCAACGUCUACAGCAUCGAGGGGUGCAGCUAGUGGUCACAGCUCCUCCGGGUCGCAGAGCUAUUCUUCCGGUAGGUAUGCAAAAAAAACCAAAUAAAGUUUCGUACUCGUUGUAUGUAUUCUUGCAGUACAACAGCAUGACAGAUCCGGUUAUAAUUCUUGCCUAGUUCAGCAUUUUUACACGUUCUGUUUUUCUUUGUGGAAAAAGUUGCUGCUAAUGCCGCUAUUUCUACUCAAUAGUACGAAAGCGAAUACUUUUGCAAUGCAUGAUAGGGAAGACGUGGUGAUGCGCGGGAACAACAGCAAUCACGGAGCCGGAGGUGGCGGUGUAAACUCUUCCUUUUCCUCUAGGUUUUCAUCUGAUGGUGCUCCUCGGGGAGGUGGAACAAAAAGCAACACCAGCAAAGCUUCUUCUUCGUUCAAGAACCGACGGGCGAAUUUGCUCGAUUCGUUAAACACAAGUGAUGAGGAUGAUGACGAUGAUAGUCACCCUGCUUUCUCGAGUUCCAAUGAGGGCGGGGGCAACUCAAGCACAACGUCGGGCGCAGCGAUGGUCGUUGGUGGCUCCUCUGGUGCGACGUCCUCGACGGCCCACCAACAACAUCCUUUCGCGUGGGUCAAGACAGCAGGUUUGACAGGUGGCUGCAACCAUUUGGCUGGAGCUGUGCCGAGCUCCAAACCGGGCGGGACGAGCAAGAGUCACCAAGUUCAUCCUGGAACUAGUGGAAGCUUGAGCAGCAGUGGGCGGGCUGUGAACUACAGCAAUUUUAAUCACGCAGUAAUGUCGACCGGGACCACGCCGGCCGACAGACUGCACGCGAUGCAGAGCCGGCAGAGCCAGACGCACGCCGUGAAGGUGAUUUUGGAGAAGAAAAGCUAUCAGGAACAGCUGCUCCGAUUAAAGCACAACGUGGACAAGGUUUCGAACGAAGACGACUGGAACGACUUAACCGAGGUAGAGCGGGACUUCUCGACGAAGCUCGGCUACCAGUUUCUAAGCGUCACCGGGGGAGCUGCUAGUGCUACAACCGCAGGAGCAGGAGCUACUGCAGCACCCUCCGGAGGAGCCCCCGCCGGUCCUCAAAGUGGUCAGCAGGGCAACAAGAAUCCGAUAGGCAAAGCCGUUUUCCACUUGCUCAGUGUGCUGAUAACGCAGAGUAUCCACAGUAAAGUUCCCGUACACGUACAAAUGCAGUCUCUGCAUGACAAAACUUGCCUUCAAUCCUAGUCCAGCAUGACAAGUUGGACUCUGCAAGGUUGCGAAAUUUGUCAUGCAUUUUGUACAUGUGCAGGAAAUUUACAUUGCAUACAGAGUGACAUGUACGCUCGGAAUGUGGACCAGGACUGGAAUCCGGACCGCUUCAACGUUAUGGUAGUGUCAGGAUGGAAAUCGACAAAGUUGAAAUGAUUUGUAAUGCAUAAAAUGCAUGACCAGGCGUACGUGUGUUGCAGAGCAGGCAAGUGAGCCCGAUUGUAAUCCUGUUUGGGGUUAGAGCUCGAGCUGCUAAAGUAGCAUGAGAAAACUAGUCUUCUUUGCCUAAACAGCAUGACAAACUGGAUUUAGACGGAGCCGAGAGCUGUCAUGCACCGCUUAGAAAUUGGGCUUCGAACUGGCAUCGAUUUCAUGCAUUACAAGUUAUUUGUGUAGUGGUUUCGGUCAGUUUAGCAUUACAAGUUAUUUCAACUUUGGCGAUUUCAAUCCUGACGCUUCCAUAAACGUGCACCGGGCAUGCAUGAAAGCGCGAAUCACGUACUAUGACGAGAUUAUUCGCAACUACUUAAAUGGAGGUAGUGCAGCUGGGUGAUAAUGAUAUCGAUAAAUAUGUCAUCAAUAUGGAACCGAAAAAUUCGAAAUUCUUAACAUCUCUCUAUGUCUAUGUUGCUUCAUCCACUUUCAUUCUUUCAACUUAUUGUGCACAAAAAUUUGCUAUGCUUGUCGCGUGAUGUGUAGCCCCCACAUUUUGGUGUUGGUCCUUCUCUCUACUGUACUCUUGAAUAAAAAAAUGGCGAGCAUGUUUUCAUUUGCACUUAAACUUGUCGCUGCUCAUAGUCGCACAGUCACGGCACUUGAUAUAGUUGUGGAGCGCACGAAUAUGUAUUCCAAUUUCCACCUAGUAGAACUAGUUUUUUAGACGGUAAUAUAAUAUUUUUCGGUUUAGGUUUAGGUAGGCCGCCACCGCCGCCGGCACGGGAUGGCUGUCGUCGCGACCGUCUCACCUCCGAUCUACGCCUUCUCCUGCCGCACAAGUUCGAUCCGGAAAGGGUUUAGUUUAGGUUUCAGGGUUUAGGAUAUCCACUUUUAGACGGUAAUAUAAUAUCGCGAUAUUUUAUAGUUGGCGCGGAGCAUUUGAUAUAUUGGUAUUGAUUUUUCGGGUGCGGACUCGAUCUCCGAGCACGCAUAGAGCGAGAGCCACUUACGAGUCGUGUAUCGUUUUUGAAUUUUGGUAAACUAUGUCGUACAGCAGCCGAAGGUUUUUUUGAAAAGGCGGACAGUUUAUUUUCUUUUAUCAUGCAGCUGCUGGUGCUGCUGCACCUUUAGCUUUACCACCACUUAGUCCUCAGGUAUAACGUCGUCUUUGCGAGUUCGUUAGUCGAAGAUGUCUUCUUGCAAAGCGGUUGCUCUCUGUCUAUUGUCAACUAAUUUCUUUUGUCAUGAUUGUACGCGGCAAGAACAUCAACGGGCACAAAGGGAGUCAUCGUGGAACUUGGCUUCGUCUCUUAUCAACAGCAGCAAAAGAACAAGAAGAAGACUUGGGAGCAGGAGACCCCCACUAAAAGCCAU
Amoebophrya sp. A120 is the source of this 7513-nucleotide messenger RNA. The record is from the annotation of a GenBank genome assembly. NCBI's taxonomy places the organism in Eukaryota, Dinophyceae, Syndiniales, Amoebophryaceae.